Paramecium tetraurelia is the source of this 2235-nucleotide messenger RNA. RefSeq lists its product as uncharacterized. NCBI's taxonomy places the organism in Eukaryota, Ciliophora, Oligohymenophorea, Peniculida, Parameciidae. The transcript has 4 exons. Gene Ontology annotation, biological process: purine nucleobase catabolic process. Gene Ontology annotation, molecular function: allantoinase activity. The record is from RefSeq and is a predicted model, not a curated record. Gene Ontology annotation, cellular component: cytoplasm.
AUGAAGUACUCAAUACAGAGCAAAUACAUACUGUACAAAGAUCAAUUGAUAAGUGGAUAUGUGUGCAUUGAGGGUGAGUACAUUAAACAUAUAUUACAUGAACCUAAUGAAUUAUUAGAUCAAUACCCUAUUAAAUACGUGUAUGACAAUUAAGUGCUCAUGCCAGCAGCCAUUGAUACUAAUGUAUCAUUAAGCAUGUGGAAUCAUAUUGAAGAAUUUACUAAGUAUGAACUUUAUACUAAUAGAUUGGCAAUUGUUGGAGGCACAUCCUUAAUAGUUAACAAACCUUAUUAACUGAAUCUUGAGAUGGAUGCUCAAGAAUAAUUCCAAUCCCAAGUCCUAUAAUUGCAAUCCAAAUCACAAACUGAUUUUAUUUAAAUGGCUAAAAUUCGAUAAAAAGAGGAUAUUGAUAAACUAUUGAAGUUAGGAGCAUUCUGCUUCGACUGUCAUUUGCUGCCUUCCUAUUCGGGAACAUAUUUUAAAGAUCUCCAGUAAUUUCAAUAAGUUUUAUAACAAUUGCCUUCCUCAGCCUGUCUAUUUAUACAUACUCAAAACACUGUUGACAAAGAUUUGGGUAUAACAUCGCCUUUCAGAAAUAAACCAUUUGCCGAGCGAUUGAAUAUAUCUUAAUUAGAUUUGGUUGAUGCGGAUGGAGUCUCAGGAUCAUGCAUUAGCGACGAUGAAAAUAUCCAAAAUGAUGAUCCCAAAUAUUUGUAACAAAUCGAUUAUCUGAAUGAAAGCAAUUCUCCUAUUAAAGAUAUAGUUAAAAAAUAUAAGAAUUCAGAUGAGAAGAGAAUUUCAGAAUUUGAUGAUUAAUACGAUGCUCCACAAUCACCCAAACUAUAAUCCAAUAUUUAUAAAUUAAAAUCGAAAUAGAUUACUGAGCAAUCAUAAAUCUCUUUGAUUAGUAGAGCUGAACUUAUAACAUAUAAGGAUGCUCCAAAGAUGGAAUAAAAUUAUAAAUUCCCCUAUGAUGAUGCCGAUAGUAUACAAUCGCAAUAAUAACAAUAAUAAUAACAAUAACAAUAACCCUUAUAAUAUCCUUCAUAUAAGAUAGAAACUAAGCCUUCCACUCAAGAUCAAGAAUCACCUUUAGGAUCAAAGAAGGAUUCAAACUAAUAGGAUUCCAACCAAAGACACAGUCCUCAAAUGUCUAUACAAUCCUCAGACAUAUCAUCACCAGAAAGUCUCUCUCUAAAAUCUGAGUGCAGACUAAGAUCAAGAGCUUAAACUACUUAGGGACUCUUACAAAGAAGACAAUCCAAAACUGGAUUUGCGUUGGUCUUACAUCAAGUGGAAGAUAAGUCAAAUGUAAAGCAUGGAUCUGGGGAUAUGUUAUUGCUCAAUUUCUCAGAAUCAAGGCCUCGAUAAAAUUAAAAUAACAAUAAUAGAUUCAACAGAGAUUAUUUAUGUUUUUUAGCCUUUCGACCUGCAACAUGGGAAAAAUUUGCUAUUCAAAAAGUGAAAAAGAUGAUCAAACAAUAAUUCAAAUGCAACAUAAUUCUACAUGGGUUUUCUUCUUCCUUUUCUUUGGUUGAGAUAAAAGAGCUUAUCAAUAACUAAGUUUUUAGUGAUAUAGGAUAUCCCUAUCUCCUAUUAGAUAGUGAUGACAUAGGUGAUGGAGUAACUAAAUACAAAUCUGAUCCUCCAAUUCGAUAAAAAUACAAUAAACAAUUGUUAUAAAAAGGGAUUUCAUAAAAUAAUUGGAUUAGUAGUAUAUCAAGUUCACACCUCUAUGUUAAUGGGUUGUACAAAUUCGAAGAAUAAGGAGACUUUCGAAAAGCUGUAAGUGGAUUAUGCAGUGUGGGAUGCACUUUCUAAGCUUUGUGGACUUUGUUAUUUUGUAAAAAGGAUCAAGAUCCUAAUGUCAUCAAAUAGGCUUUCUACAAUAAGGACAAUAAUAAUCAAAAAUACAAAAGGAUGGUGUCGAAACUUAAUUAACUCCAAUAACUUGUAUCUUCAGGACCAGCUCAAUAUUUGAAUCUCAAAGACAGGGGAAGUAUUGAAGUAGGAAAGGUAGCAGAUUUAGUCGUAUUUGAUCCAUUGAAAGCAUGGAAACUGAAUUUCGAAAAAAUCAAUCACAUUUUUAAUUUUUCAUUUGAGAAACACAUCUUUAAGAAUAGAUUAUUUUUAGGUUCAGUUGACUCAGUGUUUAUUAGAGGGGAAUUAAUUUUACAUUAAGAAAAUCAAGUAAUUUCAAUUUAAAAUAGAUAAGGAAUGUAAAUAUUGAAAUGA